AUGUCGGCUGAUCAUUUGCAGUUCUUGAAGAACAAGUUCAUUCUGGACUUGGAAGACGCAGAGGAGGAACACACGGGGGAAAAUGAGAUCCCCCUUCGCUCUCAUUUUCUACAGAUUAGAGAUGUGUUGAAAGCAAAGGACAUCACGGCAUCCACACCCAUAAGAUUGAAGAAUUGUCUAUACAACGUCAUCAGCGCAUUAGAAGAGUGCGUGGUGUUGUCGGAGAAGCGUGAACCCCGAAAGAAGGAGGGUCCGAUGCAUGGAUACACUCUGGCCGAGCUGUGGCUUAUAUGCAAAACCAGAUGUUUGUUGCUUCAAAUAAAGAAAAAGCUAACCGCUACAGCUGAAAUGGCGGCAAGUUCAUCAUCCUCCUCCUCCUUGACAGUUAUUUCAACACCAAACCCCGAUGAAUUUCAUCCCGUCCAAUUUCGAAAUUUGUAUGAACAAGUAAGUACAAUUUUAGAUCGACUAGUGAGGAAAGGGGAAGGAUUUGAGGAAAUUGGAAUCGUGGGGAUUGGGGGCUCGGGUAAAACCACUCUCGCUCUACUGGUUUUCACUCCACUCAUUCAGUGGUAUAACUGGGAUUACAGAAUUUGGAUAUGCUUAUUCCAGAAACUGAGUGGAGAUGUGGAGUCUAAGGAGAUGAUAAAAGACAUGUUGAAGCAAUGUGAGGCAGCAGCAGUGGUGGACUCUGGGGUAGAAGUAGGAGUAGAAGAGCUGUUGGAGAUUCUGGGGAAAGCUUUGAAGGGUAAAAGGUAUUUGAUGGUGUUGGACGGCAUCUGGGACAUCAACAUCGACUGGUAUUUCAAGUUGAAGGACAAGUUGAAGUCUGUGAAUGGUGAUGGAAAUGGUGAUGGGCAUGUCAUCAUCACAAGCCGACUCCCCCACAAAGCAAGAAUGAUGAUGGGCCCUCGCAAUUUGUAUCAGAUGCAACCUCCAUCAUCCAUGGAGCAAGCAUGGCGAUUCAAGUAUGGAAGCUUAUUGGAAUACCUGAAAGAAUAUAGGUUGAAAAUGAAGGACGAGGUUCUAGAGCAUUGCGAUGGCCUCCCAUUAGCAAUGCACACAUUGGCGGCGGCGAUUCACAAGCAGAUCCUGGGAACAGAGUACAAUUGGAAAAGAUUUGUUGGGUUAACAUUGAUCAAUUGCGAAGAUGAUGCAAGGUUGGGAAAUGAGUUGUUGUUAUCAUGUUGUAGCAUCUCAUACAAGGAUUAUAUAAUUGAUGUAUCAAAGGUUCCUCUUCAUCACAUAUUCAACAAAGUUAAUGAAUAUAUAAAAAGAUCAGGUUCAAAAAACACAAUAAUUGUUUGGAGUGGGGAUGCAAUGGCUAAUCAACUCAUGCAAUUAAUCACACAAGCAGUCAGAAAUGUGAAACCUGAUUCAAAUCCAUCAAUUCUCUUAUUGCCUUUGGGAUCUAAAGCUAAUAUUUCGUUUUCACUUGGAUGGGAGAAUCAACCACCUUCAACAUUACCUAAGGAUAUGCUUCAGUUUUUACGAGAGGUGAUCACUAAACCAGAAAAGGAUAUAGACAGUUGGGGGCUUGUAAUAAAAAUGAAAUCCAUUCCAGAAGGUUUUCAGUUACCAUCUACUUUUGGUCUUGAAAGUGCCCUUGAAGCAAAUUUGCAACCUAUGGAAGGUGACAAAGAAUUUCGUGCAAUAUUUUGGAACUACUUUAUUAUUGGAUUGGAUGUUGAAGAAUCUUUGCAGAAAAAGGAUGAAUGUUGUUGUAGUUGUUAUUUUAAGCCCCAGCCAAGGAACAUUGUUCUACCUAUUUGCAUUAAAACCAAAGAUCAAGAAGGAGAGUGGAAAGAAAUGAGCAUACCCCACAGCACCAAAUCAAUAGUUUGCCUUAACUUGCCUUGCUUUCCUCAUAGACCAAAUGUAAAAGAAAAAUAUAGGAACUUUAAGGAUCCUUUUGUAAACAAUGGGCUUCUUGAAGUUAUUUGCUUUAGAGAUGCAUGGCAUGGAGCUGAUUUUCUUCCUUCCAAAGAUCGAGGGGAAUGUCUUGCACAGGUGGGAACAAUCCGGUUUGAGCUUUAUAAUAGUGCAGUCAGCCACAUCCAUAUGAGCAUUGAUGGGAAUAGAUGGAAACACCCUCUCCCUGUUGAGGAUGACAAUAAGGUGAUUGAGAUUUAUCAUUCAGGAAAAACAAGAGUGCAUGUAAAUUCCAAUUCAAAAUGCAAAUUCAAAUAGCUUGAUAUGAGGAUGUUUUUAGAAGAGUUGAGUAGUAUUCUCAUCUCCAUGGUAUAACAAUCUAGUUGAAUUA
Messenger RNA from Vitis riparia (riverbank grape), 2263 nucleotides. Its product is annotated as diacylglycerol kinase 5-like. The record is from RefSeq and is a predicted model, not a curated record. Gene Ontology annotation, molecular function: ATP-dependent diacylglycerol kinase activity; ADP binding. The transcript is spliced from 12 exons. Bases 1 to 2190 code for a protein of 729 amino acids. NCBI's taxonomy places the organism in Eukaryota, Viridiplantae, Streptophyta, Magnoliopsida, Vitales, Vitaceae.